This is a messenger RNA of Fulvia fulva, 312 nucleotides long. RefSeq lists its product as uncharacterized. NCBI's taxonomy places the organism in Eukaryota, Fungi, Ascomycota, Dothideomycetes, Mycosphaerellales, Mycosphaerellaceae. The record is from RefSeq and is a predicted model, not a curated record. Bases 1 to 312 code for a protein of 103 amino acids. The transcript has a single exon.
AUGGAGGCUCGACCAAACUACCGAGAUGAUCCACCCUCAAGCCCGCUCGAGGCUCCCGUUGCUUGGGACCAGCUACGGCUAUCACCCAUACUGGAAGCUCCAGAGCUGACAUUGUCAAUUGGACAGAUACCGUACCGCUCCCGCAUCACUGGUGUCAAUGAGAUAUUGCCCGUUGGUGCUUCCGUUGUCGGUGGACCUGGCACUGAUCUGUCGCUCAUUGAAACAGCACAGACGGUCCUGAGGUACUCAGGACGGCCACUUUGUGUUGCGACUGGUCGACAGAUGUUCGAAGACGACUAUCAGAUUCUUUGA